GUGCACUGUCUAUCCAAGAUGGCUAAAUAAUUACAAUGGCUGCUUCUGAUGAUUCCUCUUUCCAAGAAGAGCUGGACGACAAAACAGUCUUUGAUUUUCUUUUACAUCGGGACAUAUAGUGCUAUUCAUUUGAGCUGUAAUAUACUGAAGCAGAGUUGAGAGAGAGAAAUAGAAUUGCGAAUGCUGAAUUGCCGGUGCAAUUCAAGUCUGUGCUGCAACGAAUUUGAUCGCGGACAGUUCUUACUGGAGAGGGUCACUGCAAACCCCAUGGAUCGUGUGUGUGUGUGACAGACCAUCAAUGUUUCUAUGCACACAUGGAUAGAGGGAUGCUGGAAACAUCCUUCAGAACUUCCCAGAUUAACUGGAGACGGCAGCAUAGACCAGCUGGACCAGGAGGGCAAAUGACAAACGAACUUUGAGACACUGACACGGGAGCUGUUCAAGCUUCAGUUUGAGGAGUCAGGGGUCAGAGGUCAAGGCUCAAGGUUCGUGUCAGAAGACCUCUCCAGUCUCCUAGAGUCACCUACCAACACGCCUUCACUGUCUGACUCUGAUGACCUGGAGGAGAUGGAGAGACUGAGGAAAGACCACAUUGAGGCUCUGAGAGAGAUCAAGAAACUACAGGAGCAGUUGGCAGAGUCAGAGAGACUUCACCUGCAGAUGCAGGAAGAGCUGAACAGGGUCAAACAGGAGGUAAAGUCUGGGACGGAUGAGAGCCGUGCUCUGCGGAGCCGGAUCCACUUGGCUGUAGCAGCCCAGAAGCAGGCCAGGGGAAUGGAGAUGGAUUAUGAGGAGGUGAUCCAUCUCCUGGAGGCUGAGAUAGCCGAGCUCAAGGCCCAGAGGAAUGAACAGCAGCAGCCCGGCCAGGCUAAGUGUGUCGAGCCCACCCAAACCCUGCUGGACCUUGCUCCUGGUUGCUUCCUUUCCUCCCUGUGUGAGUCCGUUCCAGGUUCCUCCCUCUCCCCUGUGCUGAGAAAAGUCUGCUCCUGA
This is a messenger RNA of Salvelinus sp. IW2-2015, 990 nucleotides long. Lineage: Eukaryota; Metazoa; Chordata; Actinopteri; Salmoniformes; Salmonidae. The record is from RefSeq and is a predicted model, not a curated record.